CAUACAUGGGGUGGAAGAGGGACAGCAUUCCUCCAGUGAGAGGGUAAUAUUUUUGUUGCCAUCAGCAAGUGCUUCCCAAGCGGCAUCAGGCUGCUCUUCCACCGCUUUGCGCUGUUUUAAUCUCUUGGGGUCUCCUUGAAGUUUUCCAGUCAUGGCUUCCAAAGUCACACCUUGGUAUAAGAAGAAGCGUACGAGCCAAGUCAAAACUGAUUAUGCUUAUCAUCACACUUCAUGUGUGUGUGCCAAGCAGCAGACCGCAGUGAGGAAAUCCAGCUCUACAUCGGUGAGCCAGGUGCAGGCUCAGGCCACAGAGGCUAUGGCGGAACAAGCCUAUACCAUACCGGUGUUCCGGCAGAGGACUGUUGAUGAGGGGACUGAGGAGUACCAGAGAGUGAGCACGAAUGUUGGGAAAGGACUGACUGUUAUCCAGGAGGAGCUCCACAGGAUGAGGAUGGCCACCAAGGCCCAAGUGGAAAAUUUAGCUCUGCAGAGAGAGGUUAAGGACUUGAUGUACAGGAGGGCGGAGUUGGAGGAAAUCCCCAAGAUGCCGGACUUCCUGGUUGCUCUUCGACCCCACACCGUGUGGGAGAAGACUCCCGUCAAACUGUUCUGCACUGUGCAGGGAAGCCCCAGGCCCAUUGUGAAAUGGUAUAAAGGAGGAGUGCCAGUCGACCCACUGAGCGCUCCAGGAAAGUACAGGAUUGAAAACAAGUAUGGAGUCCACGGUUUGAUCAUUAGCAGGUGUGCUGUGAGUGACACAGCUGAGUACAGUGCUGUGGCCACCAACCCGCACGGCACGGCCACCAGCAAGGCCACAGUCACUGUGAAGAGAGCAGCAGGAGCCGGGGAGUCCUGCCAGCUUGGUUUAGUGCCUCAUCUCACUGAGAUCCAUGCCAGUAAGCUGGAGGUCAGUCUGCUGGAGCGGUUCUCUGUGAGCUUUGGUGUGGAGGGCUGCUCCUUCAGUCUGGUGUGCACCAUGGUGGUCGUCCCCGACCUCCCCAACGUACCCCCCCUCGUCCAGUGGUACAGAGACGAUAAACUGCUGAAGCAGAGUAAGCUGGUGGAGAUGUGUGUGGGUGGAGGUGCGGCCCGCCUGUCGCUGCCUCACCUGGCCAAGGACGACGAGGGUCUCUACACCCUCCGCAUCUUCACGAAGGACGGCACCGCCGAGCACAGCGCCUACCUCUUUGUUUCCGAUGCCGCCCCCUCUGUGGCCGGCGCCCCCGGUGCACCGAUGAGCGUGAAAGCAUAUGACAUCAACUCGGACUACGUGCUUGUUGCCUGGAAACCCCCCAACACCGUCAACGAGGCGGCGAUCACCGGAUACUUCGUGGAUCGGUGUGAAGCCGGCAGCGACACCUGGGUCCAGUGCAACGACGCCCCUGUGAAGGUUUGUAAAUACCCGGUGCACGGCCUGCAGGUGGGCCACUCCUACCACUUCCGGGUCAGAGCCGUGAACAGCGCCGGCAUCAGCAGGCCGUCCCGCAAGUCGGACAAAGUGACCGCCCUCGACGCUGCAGAGAGCGAGAGGCUGCAAGUGAUUAAAAUCGAAGGGAAAUACGACAUAGUGAUCAAGGACGAUGAUCUGGAAGGCUACGUAACGAUCCCGGGGGAGCCCACCCACGUGCACGCAUCCGAGAUUUUCAAAUCGUAUGUCGUGCUGAGCUGGAACGCUCCCAGCCCUCGCGGACGAGCUCCGCUGUGGUACGUCAUCGAAAAGUGCUUAGCAGGCACUGGAGCAUGGCAGCGGAUCAACGCGGCAGUCAAACUGCACUCCCCUCGUUACCCGGUUUUUGAUUUGCAAGACGGACAAAAGUACCAGUUCCGAGUGUUUUCAGUCAACUCGCACGGCUCCAGCGAGGCCUCGGAGCCCUCGGAGCCCGUCCAGAGGGUGGAGGAGGACGGCGUCCCGUCUGCUCCGGGUCAGGUCGUGGCCACCAGGAACAGCAAGUCGUCUGUGUUUGUGCAGUGGGAGGCUCCCACAGUCCUGAAGAACCUGCUGGGGUAUUACAUCGACGGCCGCAUCGUCGGGUCCAAGGAGUGGUUCCCCUGCAACCACAAACCCUUCAAACACUGCAGGUUUGUGGUCCACGGUCUGAUCCCGGGCGAGAGCUACACGUUCCGCGUCCAAGCCGUCAACAUCUUCGGCCUCAGCGAGGAGUCUCAGGAGUCCUCGGCCAUCGCCGUGGAGCCGGCGCUCGCGACUCCCAGCUCUCCCUUCGGCAUCACCAUGCUGAGCUGUGACGGCUCCGUCAUGACUUUGGCCUGGAAGAGUCCCAAACACUGCGGCGGCUCCAAGGUCAACGCUUACUACAUCGACAAGCGGAACGCAGACACUCUGGUGUGGAAGGAGGUCAACCUGGCCGCCAUCACGGAGAGAAUCUGCAUCGUGGACAAGCUGACCGAGGGAAACUUCUACGAGUUCAAGGUCCAGGCCGGCAACAUGGCCGGUGUUGGCGUUCCCUCCGCUCCCAGCUCCCCGAUGAAAUGUGAAGCGUGGACCAUGGACGAGCCAGGCCCAGCGUUUGACCUGAGCUUCAGCGAGGUCAGAGGUCAGUCCCUGGUCGUGCUGUGGAAGGCUCCCGUCUACACCGGAGCCAGCGCGGUCUCUGGAUAUCUGGUGGACAUGGCCAAGAAGGGCUCGUCAGAGUUUGUGACUCUGACUCAGGAAGCUGUGAGCCAUCGUUACCUGCAGGUGACCGGUCUGCAGGAAGGAGAAACCUACGUGUUCAGAGUUCGCUCCGUCAACGCUAACGGAGUCGGAAAACCUUCCCAGCUGUCCGAGCCGGUCUGUGCCAAAGCUCUGCCCGGCACGAAGGAGGUGGUGGUUGGCGUGGACGAGGAGACCGGAGACGUCUUCCUGACUCUGGAGGCUUGUGAGAUCGCCGAGACGUCCAAGUUUGUGUGGUCGAAGAACUACAAAGCCAUCGGUGACUGCCCCAGGGUCGCCGUCACAGCGAAGGGCAGAACCUCCAGACUGACGUUCACUAACCCCAACAAAGAGGAUCUGGGCAGAUACUCUGUGGUCGUCACGGACACGGAGGGAGUCUCUGCCAGCCACACGCUGACUGAGGACGCUCUGAACACCAUGCUGGAGCUCAGCUAUGCCAUCAGACAUCCAAUCGUUCCUCUCAAACACGGGCUGAACUACGAGGUCCUGGAGAAGGGUCACGUCCGCUUCUGGCUGCAGGCCGUCAAACUGUCCCCGUCCGUGUCCUACAGGUUCAUCGUUAACGACAAGGAGGUCAAAACCGGCGAGGGAAUCAAGAUCAGCCACGACGUGGCCUCAGGGGUCAUCCAGAUGACGGUGGAUCAUUUCACCAGAGCCAACGAGGGAACGUACACCGUGCAGAUCCACGACGGCAAAGCCAAAACCCAGAGCUCCCUGGUGCUGGUGGGAGACGUGUUCAAAGCCGCUCUGAAGGAGGCCGAGUUUCAGAGGAAGGAGCACAUCAGGAAGCAAGGUCCUCACUUCUCUGAGUAUCUGUACUUCACUGUCACUGAGGAUUGCACUGUUCUGCUCGCCUGCAAGGUGGCCAACGUGAAGAAGGAAACAUCUUUCCGCUGGUACAAAGAGGAAGAUGAGAUCGUUCCAGAAACUCCUCCCAACGUCCUGUCAGGAGCCUGCGCUCUGCCCGUCCCCCUGUUCUCCAGAAAAGAUCAGGGCGUGUUCAAGGCCGUGCUCAGCGACGACAGAGGAAAGGACACGUCUGCGUUUGACAUUUCAGGCAAAGUGUUUGACGACAUCAUCAACGCUCUCGCCAAGAAUGCCGGUGCGUCUGCCUCUGAGCUGGUGCUGCAGUGCACACCAGAGGGCAUCAGGCUGCAGUGCUACAUGAACUACUACACAGAAGAGAUGAAGACCGUCUGGAAACACAAGGAGAGUAAGAUCGCCUCCUCUGAGAAGAUGAGGAUUGGAGGCACAGCGGAGAUGGCCUGGAUGCAGAUCUGUGAUCCGUCUGACAAGGAGAAGGGCAGCUACUCCAUCGAGAUCUCAGACGGCGUGCAGACCCACGCCAGAACCUUCGACCUCUCUGGACAAGCGUACACCGAUGCCUAUGAGGAGUAUCUCAGACUGAAGGCCGCCGCAUUCGCUGAGAAGAACCGCGGCAGAGUGGUCGGUGGUCUGCCUGACGUGGUCACUAUCAUGGAAGAGAAGUCUCUGAGCCUGACCUGCACCGUGUGGGGCGAGCCGACCCCUGAGGUCUCCUGGUUCAAGAACGAGCAGGACAUCGCCUCCAACGAGCACACCAAGGUCACAUUCGAGGGCGGCAAGUUCUCCAGCCUCGUCAUCAACAAAGUCACUCCUGAAGACUCCGGCAAGUACAGCAUCAACGUACGGAACAAGUACGGCGGUGAGUUCGUGGAGAUCACGGUCAGCGUCUACAAGCACGGCGAGAAGAUCCCCGAGCCCAAACUGGGACAGCCCAAAACGACUGCAGCCACACCUGUGCCGCCAGUCCCCAAGUCCCCAGCCCCCUCCUCCAAGACCUCAACCCCCGUGCCUUCUAAGUCCCAGACCCCGGCAUCCAUGAAGAGCCCAACUCCAGCCUCUACCCCCGCUUCCACCCCGAUCCCCAAAUCUCCAACCCCGACCCCGAAGUCUCCCACUCCCUCUCGCGGCGUCAAGUCGCCCACCCCGCCCAGAUUCAUGAAGUCUCCGACCCCACCGAGGAAGUAAACGAUGGCGGUGACGUCUGAGCGGGAAACGAUUGCUGUUAGCAACGCUGAUUCAUAGCAUGAGUGUGAAACCAUGAGGUUUUUAAGGUUUGUGUAGCUGUAGUCGCUGUUAUUAGUCCCGUCUGAAGGUUUUCUGUGCGUUCCAGUGUUCUCCAUCACGUCUGAGAACUAGUUGCAGGAUAUAUAUACAUACAAGAGAGGGACCUUUACAGAGGCUACUAACAUACAGUAGAUUUCCAUUUCAGUUUCAUAUUCAACUGGUCGCUGUGCUUUUGACACAGGUGGGAAAAAGAUACAAAAACUAAUAAAGAAAACAAAAAAAAAACAGGGUAGAUGUUUAUGUUUUAAAAGCUGCACCUUCCACUAAGCAACAUUAGUGGAACGUCCGUAUACAGUGUGGAUGCUAAAGGAUCAUUCCUGUUUAUUAUAACUUGGGUCAUAAUUACAUCACCAGACGGUCAGACAGCUUGGACACAAAGAUAAAAGAAGGCAAACCGUCUCUGGAGAUGUGUUCCCAGAGUUAAGUCAGUGUAAAGUCAUAACCAGAAAAGAUUAUGACCAAAACUAUGGAAAUACGACCAAAGUUGUUAUAAAGCGAAAUGACCCUUUAAACUGGAUGACCUGGAGUACGGAGCUGGAGUUAUGUUGUUAGUACCUGCGGGGGGAUUAACACCAGAUACCAGAUUAUUGUUUUGUUUCCGCUCUGGUUCAGUUUUCCUCCUUUAUCAACAGAUACUUUUGUCCCAGGUAGCUCUCAUCAGGUGGAGACCCUAACGAGGAUCCUGUGAGCACAAAUACUCACUUCCUGUCAGAGAGGUCUGUCUGUGACAUGUUGUGUUUCCCCCAAUGCUUUGUGAUGCAAUAAACUUUACUUAUCAACCUC
Messenger RNA from Cottoperca gobio, 5563 nucleotides. RefSeq names its product myomesin 2a (gene myom2a). NCBI's taxonomy places the organism in Eukaryota, Metazoa, Chordata, Actinopteri, Perciformes, Bovichtidae. The record is from RefSeq and is a predicted model, not a curated record. Gene Ontology annotation, molecular function: protein binding.